AUGUCUGACUUUUGGUUAACGGAGUAUAUCCCCCACCUGGUGGUACAACCCGCCGAUGCGCGUCUAAACCCACCCGAGGGCUACCUUUUCGUUCAGGAUGGUCUUAUUAUCUCCUGCGGGGUAUUAUACGCCCUUUUAUAUGUAUUUCUUAUGAUGCGAGUUGUUAAAGAUGGGGUUUUACCCGGAUCAAUCAAGUUCCUGUCUUUGACAUUGGCGUAUGAAUUAUACUACGCUUUUGCGACUACAUCAACGCGGCUGGAGAGAAUAUGCUUUCUUGUUUGGUUUGAGCUUGACCUCGCGUUUGUCGCGCUUGCUCUCUGGCGUGUCCAUGGCCCCGAUCAAGGAAAGCGCAUUGCCGGAGAGAUGCUUGUAUACUGUAUAACAGCUCUAGCAGGGUUGAGGUACUUGGGAUAUCUCUACCCAGAUGACCGCGAGCAGAUUACAGCAUAUUGGACUGGUAUCCUCUUGCAGCUUCCGGCUGGGUGGGUGUACGUGUAUGGGCUGGUGAAACAUCGUUCUCUACUGGGCCAUUCCCUUGAGACUUGGUACGCAGCUUGCUUUUCCCGGUGCCGUGGUUGCCUCACGGCUUAUGGUCUUUUUAUAUGGCGAUAUCUCAACAUCCCUCGAAACUGGGAGUAUGUGGGAUCAUUUUGGAAUAUCGCGGUUAUUGUGAUUACGCUUAUUCCGGAGACAGUAUAUCCUUUCCUAUAUAUUUGGGUAUUUAAUCAGAACAAAAGCAAGGUGAAAAGGGGUUAG
Molecule: messenger RNA, 756 nt
Organism: Penicillium hordei
Lineage: Eukaryota; Fungi; Ascomycota; Eurotiomycetes; Eurotiales; Aspergillaceae
Exons: 3
Coding region: 1-756 (251 amino acids)
Molecular function (GO): lyase activity
Source: RefSeq, a predicted model, not a curated record